GUAGUGUAUAUUUAUGAAUAAUUGUGUUAACAAAUAGGUACGUGUGUUGCAACAUUGUUGUUUUGCAGCAUCAAUAGGGCGAAGAGCCAUGAGGUCACGUUCAUGAGCACAACAUUGAUGACGUAGGUACACCCUCCAGUUUAGCUGUAGCAGGUGGAUGUUGACAUGAAUAGUAAAAUCAUUAGCUAGCUAGAUAUGUAUUUUUUCUUAUGGCUGUGACGACCUGUAUUGCCCGAGAAGAAAUGUAUAUCAUUUUGUUUUAUUUGCAGUACAUUUUGUGGUCUCUUCGGGAAGAAGUCACUGAUUAGCCUAGUUAGAUAGCUAGCACGUUAGCUGUCAAUUGGUAAAUCGUGCAACGGCAUGGGUCAACUGCUGUCAGAAAUGAGCUCAAUAUAAACUUUUGUGCCUAUUUUAUUCCAAGCAUUUAUUUACAGAACAUGCCACUAUAUAGGUAGCAGCUAUCGUUUCUUUAUUUGCAUGCAGUGUAAGUUAGCUAGCUAGCACAAAAAUGUGUUAAUUAAAGAAAUGUAGGCGAGUCGACAAGGCAGGACCAUGACAUUAUCAGAGUCCCUCAGUUUUAGCCUAAUCCUCCUGGCCUCGUACCCAUCAGAGGGACACUCAUCUCCUACUCCUUCCCCAAGAGAUGUCUUCCCAGGCUUCUCUCCGACCUGCGGUGGUCCUGUCACUGGUUCUGGUUGUGUGGGCUCUGACAGGGCUGACCCAUGCCCAGCCCAAGGCUUCUGUCCUGGACUUCUCAGCCAGCCUGGGUAACCUCCUCCCAAGCCUCAGCCGACCAGCCAACUCCAGCCAGAUCUUCUAUGGGGUAAUGUUUGACGCUGGCAGCACUGGCACACGCAUCCACGUCUAUACCUUCAUACAGAAAGACCCUGAGGAGUUACCAGUGCUGGAUAAUGAGAUGUUCCAUUCCAUCAAGCCUGGUCUGUCAGCAUACGCAGACAUGCCUGAAAUGGGUGGGUACACAGUGAGGCAGCUUCUGAAAGUGGCUAAGAAAACCGUCCCCCGGCUGGAAUGGAAGAGAACCCCGCUGGUCUUGAAAGCUACAGCAGGACUCAGGCUGCUGCCCUCAGAGAAAGCCCAGGCUCUACUGGAACAGGUGCAGGAUGUUUUUAAUGAAUCUCCCUUCUUCGUCCCAGACGAUAGCGUCAGCAUAAUGAAUGGUACAAAUGAAGGAAUCUUGGCGUGGGUUACUGUGAACUUUUUGACAGGUCACCUGUAUGCUGAGACCAGGAAGACAGUGGGGAUUCUGGAUCUGGGGGGAGGAUCGACUCAAAUCACUUUUCUUCCUAAAUCCAAGAAAACCAUUGGAAGUUCUCCUGAUGACUACAUUGCCAGAAUUGACAUGUUCAACUCGACAUAUGAACUCUACACUCACAGCUACCUGGGUAAUGGACUGAUGGCAGCUAGACUGGCAGCCCUAGGAGCACUGGGGGCAGACGGGUUAGAGUGGAGAGUGUUCAAAAGCUCCUGCCUGCCUAAGAAGUUCAGAGAGGAGUGGAGCUUUGGAGGACUCACCUACAUAGUCAGUGGGAAACCUGAUGGUUAUGUGGGAUACAAGCUGUGUUACCAGGAAGUGCUGAAGGUGGUAAAGGGCAUAGUUCACCAGCCCUAUGAGUUGAAAGACACCAGUGUGUUCUACGCUUUCUCCUAUUACUUUGACCGAGCCGUGGAUGCAGGCCUUAUUGACAGGACCCAAGGAGGAAUGCUGGAGGUCAGGGACUUAAAGAAGAGAGCUAAAGAGGUGUGUAACAAGAUGUCUAAGUACCGUCCGAUCAACCCCUUCCUGUGUAUGGACAUGACCUAUAUCACCUGUCUGCUCAAAGACGGCUUUGGCUUCAAGGAGAACACUGUACUGCAGCUGACUAAGAAAGUCAACAACGUGGAGACAAGCUGGGCUUUAGGUGCCACGUUCAACCACUUCCAGAACCUAAAGAUCCACAGAUAGACAAGGAGCCACGGGUCUGGGUGGGCAGGAGGGGAAAACCACUGGAUUAGAUGGUGCUCAAAAAUAAAUGGACUGAGGAAUUAUUGUUGUUUUAAACAUAAACAGCCUUUGUUCCUGCCUUGUUGUGGAUUGUAAUGUCUUAAAAAUAUGCCUUGCAUCUUUGACUUACUAUUUGACUAUGAAGAUUUGACAUUUCUGAGAUAACAUUACAAUUGUUACAACUAUUUUUGUUACCCAACACCUAAAUGGUUGGUCCUAUAGUUCAGUAGGUCUGUUGUUUUCAUGUGACUGGUUGCUAUAGCACAGUGGUCUCAUAUUAUUUACAUCUCUAUUAAAGCACUGGGGGCUGUCGCUGACUGAAAUGCCACUAUAGUUGUGUUACUGUAUAAAAAGGUGGAUAUUUUGACCGUCUGUUUAAUAUCACUUGGGUGUGAUCUUUAUUUUCAUUAAAAAAAUAAACUGGUAUGAGAGUGUGCUUUG
Messenger RNA from Oncorhynchus mykiss (rainbow trout), 2443 nucleotides. Its product is annotated as ectonucleoside triphosphate diphosphohydrolase 5. Gene Ontology annotation, molecular function: hydrolase activity. Lineage: Eukaryota; Metazoa; Chordata; Actinopteri; Salmoniformes; Salmonidae. The record is from RefSeq and is a predicted model, not a curated record.